Molecule: messenger RNA, 2684 nt
Organism: Liolophura sinensis
Lineage: Eukaryota; Metazoa; Mollusca; Polyplacophora; Chitonida; Chitonidae
Product: BTB/POZ domain-containing protein 17-like
Exons: 2
Coding region: 365-1429 (354 amino acids)
Molecular function (GO): protein binding
Source: RefSeq, a predicted model, not a curated record
UCUCCCCUCACACACCGUGUGACCCCAAGCCCCGGCAUGAGAACUCUCAACUGUCCAAGUUAAACUUGGCCAAAGUUACUCUAGCCAGGAAUAUAGCACGUUAUGAUCCGUAAAAAAGUUCAUGUGAUUCCUAAUUGCGAAGUGUGCCACUCAUGAAGCUCUGAAAAAAGUAUCAUCUGCGAUCGAUACGAAAAAAAAAUCGGGGAAACAACAGUCAGGUGGUCUUUAAAGUUUACCCCUUAACAACAACAACAACGCACCGUCGUAUCGCAGUGAGUUCUAGUAUCGACUUGAAUUCUGCACUAGUUUCCUGACCGGGAAGGACCCAGUAAAAUGUCGCGGGGACUUGCCAGUGGAAGGGAAAAUGAAACGCUUCAGUGGACAAAACCAGCAGUACCCUGAUCCAAGUCAACCCCCUGAUCAGGGCCAAAACAGCUUUAAUACGGGUGGAAGCAAAAAAUGUAAAACCAGCCAGUCUUUUGAAUCGUUAUUUGACAGUGAAUCACUGAGUGAUGUCAGAAUCAGCAUCAAUGAUGGCAUCUACACCUUCCAUGGGCACAAGAUGAUCAUUGGGCUUAAGAGUCCAAUCCUGGCAGCCCUCAUGAAUGAUCUGCCAACGACAGGGGAGGAAACUCCUGUGUUACACUUGAAUGAGACUGAAGAGUGCAGCCAUGUCUUCCAUCGAUUCCUGUACUUUGUGUACAGCGGGGCAGUGUGGUUACACCGAGAUUACGUGGUGCCUCUUCAGAAGUUGGCAGUCAAGUAUGACGUGGUGCCGCUCAUACAGCACUGUGAGAACUAUAUUCUGCAGAUUCUGAACAGUACUUUCAGCAGUGUACGAUCUCCCUCUAGGGGAGAAGACCGCGGGGAACAGACAGGGUUCUCAGUGGAAGUUACCUGUGAUUUACACGAGAGCAACUCUAUGGGAGAACAUGUCAAAAAUGUGGCCUUCAUGGUAUUGUGUACCAGAGCCAAAGACAUCAUCCAUUCUCCACGGUGGAGGACCUGUGGCUAUGAUGUUGUUUGUGAACUACUGAAAAACGAUGAGUGCCAAGCUGUGGAGAAUGCUCUUUUGACAGCUGCUACAAACUGGAUGAAAUCAAACAACCUCCAAGACAAAUCAAAAAUAGAAGGUAUUUUAACAAACAUUCGAUACCCACUCCUGCACAGACGGGUUCUUUACCAUUUGCAGAAAAACAAUGCCUUUAAGAAUUUCCCUCCUGUUCAGGAUCUAGUCAAUGCUGCCAUCAGGUACCACUGUUUUAAGGACUUGCCUGAAGCCAAAGGGGACUUCAAGGGGAUACAGUACACCCCGCGUGUGCCUCGGCCACCAGAUGGUGCAAGAGAAGUGCCCGCCGUUCUACCAGACCCAGAUCCAGACCCAGUUCCACAGGAGUAUGAGAACACAACCUCUUCUCCUCAACACUGAGUGAACAUCAUCCAGGCAGUGAUAUUCAAUUAGUCUCCUCUGUAACUUUACAACCACCAAAGACAGGAACAUAUGGUCUGCAGCUCUUUUACUCUUCAGCCACGUUUAUUUGUCCAAUAAGGGAGUGAAUUGUAACAGUUCUGGGCAAGUAAACAUAGUGCAAUAGUUAAGCAUUGGGCUCUGAUUAGAGACACGACUGUUCAUAUCAGACAUGUAGCUUUUGCUUGAAGACCAGAACUGUACAAAAGUUAUAGACCAGCUGUUUCAUACAUCUGUCCAAAUUAUUAUUCAUUUCAUCACAUCUUGUUUAAUGUACAUACCAAAUAUCCAAUAGUCUAUAUACGAGAUGAAAAAGGAUGAUUCACAAGUUGCACAAUAAUACAAUAAAUUUAUGUAACUGACCAGCACAAUAUCUCAAUGAAUGGAGAAACAGUCACAAACUUUGAAUUCAUGUUUUAAUGUACUUUCCUUCAUAGGUGUGAGCAUACAGAUAUGGUGUAUGUACAUGUAAUGUAUAGGGAAAAAGACCUGUUGUCAGUCAUUUAGGAUUAAAACGUGUCACCAUCUAUUUGCUACAUGAGAUUAUGAGCUUAUCUGUGUUUAUUACACUGUCAAAUUAAGUCACAAAUAUUCAUAUCCCCUGGAAACAGGUUCUUUUUGUACAGCAUAUACGUGAAAGUACGAUGUAUGCCAAUUGCACUGUAUGAGAGCCUUGUAGAGGAAAACAAAUUUAAACAUACCAUCAGUUUUUAUCCCUCUGCCUGCUGGAAUAUUGCUUUCAUUAAUGAGAAAAAGUUUUGAUGUGUUUUUGUUUAUGGGUAAUCUGUUCUUAUCAGUGGUGCUACCUGAAGAAUGGGCAAAACCAGACUGUUUAUUUGCUGCAGUUUCUAUUUGUCAAAUAAUCCUGACUUAACAAAUACUACCUCAAACAAACAUGUGGAAAUGAGCAGUGAGGGAACUGUCUGCAGUAAUGCUGAACCCAAUCAGCAAAACACCCUGAUUUCCUGACACUAAAGUGAUAUUAGGUAAACACUAGUACAGGUUAACUGUAAAAGUAAUUGUAAGUAUUCACUGCCAAAGUUGUUGUAGGCAAUUAUCAUCAAAAAUGCCAAACUGCAGUCAAGGCCAGAGCAGUUAAGUUGAGAGGGACAAUAAUCUUAGUUACAGUAACAAUAUAUCUGUUCAUAUUACAACCUAGACAUGUGUGAUAAGUGACAGAGCAGGGGUCAAAGGUGAUGGGAUAACACAUGUGACA